AUGUCCUCCAUGGAUGGGGCAAUAGGAAUUAUCUUCUUAUCACAGAUUAUAUUUGGAAUCCUGGGGAACUUCUGUCUUCUUUACCAUUAUACCUUCCUUCACUUAACUGACUACAGGGUAAGGUACACAGAUUUGAUUCUGAGACACCUGUUCGUAGCUAAUUUCUUGGUCAUUCUUUCUAAAGGAGUCCCCCAGACAAUAGCAGCUUUUGGAUGGAAAUAUUUCCUGAGUGAUUUCGAAUGCAAACUUCUUUUUUAUGUUCAAAGAGUGGCCAGGGGUGUGUCCAUUGAAAGCACCUGCCUCUUGAGUACCUUUCAGGCCAUCACCAUUGGCCCCAGGAACUCCAGGUGGGCAAGGCUAAAAGUAAAAGCUCCCAAGUAUGCAGGCUUCUCUACCAUCUUGUGCUGGACUCUGAACAUGUUAAUAAAUACCAUUUUUCCUCUUUAUGUGAGUGGUAAGUGGAUCAACAGAAACAUCACAAUGAAAAGAGACUAUGGAUACUGUCAUGCUGUAUUUCGAGACAAAAUCACAGAUUCACUAUUCGCAGCAUUGGUUUUGUUCCCUGAUAUCUUAUGUUUGGGGCUCAUUCUCUGGGCCAGCAGCUCCAUGAUUUUCAUUCUGCACAGGCACAAGCAGCAGGUGCAACAUAUUCACAGGACAAAUGCUUCCCACAGAUCCUCCCCUGAGUCCAGAGCUACCCAAAGCAUCCUUGUCCUGGUGAGCACAUUUGUAUUUUUUUACACUCUCUCCUCCAUCUUUCAAGUUCAUUUGACUCUUUUUAAUAAUCCCAGUCGGCUGAUGGUGAAUAUUUCUGAACUACUCUCUGGGUGUUUCCCAACUCUCAGCCCCUUUUUUUUUAUGAGCUGUGACUCCAGUGUAUCUAAACUUUGUUUUGCCUGGAUAAGAAACACAAAAUAUCCUAAUCUUAUCAGAUAUAUGAAAGUUGUAUGUGCAUUCACAAAAAUCAGUUGUUAG
Messenger RNA from Cynocephalus volans (Philippine flying lemur), 975 nucleotides. RefSeq names its product vomeronasal type-1 receptor 4-like. The transcript has a single exon. Gene Ontology annotation, molecular function: pheromone receptor activity. Bases 1 to 975 code for a protein of 324 amino acids. Lineage: Eukaryota; Metazoa; Chordata; Mammalia; Dermoptera; Cynocephalidae. The record is from RefSeq and is a predicted model, not a curated record. Gene Ontology annotation, biological process: G protein-coupled receptor signaling pathway. Gene Ontology annotation, cellular component: membrane.